Hypomesus transpacificus is the source of this 3344-nucleotide messenger RNA. RefSeq names its product coiled-coil-helix-coiled-coil-helix domain containing 3b (gene chchd3b). Bases 211 to 2754 code for a protein of 847 amino acids. NCBI's taxonomy places the organism in Eukaryota, Metazoa, Chordata, Actinopteri, Osmeriformes, Osmeridae. The record is from RefSeq and is a predicted model, not a curated record. The transcript is spliced from 9 exons. Gene Ontology annotation, biological process: inner mitochondrial membrane organization. Gene Ontology annotation, cellular component: MICOS complex; mitochondrion.
UGGACCAAUAGAAAACGUUAAUGUUAAAGACCCACUUGUGUCAGCCAAUGGUAUUCGUUUUUGUUAACUCAAGUGGGAAGGGCACGUUUGCAGCGUUAUGUGUGGGGUUGUCCAACUCUGGACCGAAUGUGAUAUUGGCAGGUCCACAACCCACACCGUGGACGUUACCUAUUAAUAAACCAUAUAUUUUAAUAACAUUAUAGUUCAGAAAUGGGGGGAAACAGCUCUAGUCACCUUUCGUUUGAAGACGAUGUCGACCGCGGUGUUACUUUUGUGAAGGGCAUUAGGCUAUCAGACAAGGUCAUCAAUCGGAUGAAAGAAUCUGCAGGGUCCGUCUAUCCUUGCACUCGGCCAACCCAACCUGAUCCUGCAGCCCCCAGAACCACACUGACUCCCACAGUGGAACACCUAGUCCCCCUUCAAACACAGUUUUCUCCUCCAUUUAUUGCCACCUUGCCACCAACCCUCCCCCAGGAACCUGCUUCAACCUCAGCCCCUCCUGCCUCCAUCCCACCCGCCCUCGCUACACCAUCUUCAACUCCUGAACCAGCAAAGUUCACCCCACCUUCUCCUGUUAAAUUUCAUGUCCCUCCUCCUCCAAUUGUGGCACUUCCCCCACUUGUAGAACAUGUUGAGGCUGUACCCAAACCUUCCCCUCUUGAGUCUGUACCUAAACCUUUAUCUCACCCAGUUGAAACAGUUGUUCCUAUUACAGUUGUUGAACCUACAACCCCAGCUGUACCCAUACAACAUAUGUGUCCCCCAACUGGAGUUUUUUUGGCUAUUUCUGAACCUGUAGCCCUUCCAGCCCCUCUCCCUGCCCCUGUUGAACCUAUAGUGCCCCCUACCCCAACCCCUGCCCUUGUUGAACCUGUAGUACCCUCUACCCCUGCCCUUAUUGAACCUGUAGUCCUACCGACUAUUGUUGAACCUGUAGUGCUACCUACUAUUGUUGAACUUGUAGUCCUUCCUACAGUUUCUGAACCUGUAGUUCCACCAACUAUUGUUGAACCUGUAGUCCUACCCACUAUUGUUGAACCUGUAGUACUGCCUACUAUUGUUGAACCUGUAGUCCUACCCACUAUUGUUGAACCUGUAGUACUGCCUGCUAUUGUUGAACCUGUAGUCCUACCCACUAUUGUUGAACCUGUAGUACUGCCCGCUAUUGUUGAACCUGUAGUACUGCCUACUAUUGUUGAACCUGUAGUACUGCCUACUAUUGUUGAACCUGUAGUCCUACCCACUAUUGUUGAACCUGUAGUACUGCCCGCUAUUGUUGAACCUGUAGUACUGCCUACUAUUGUUGAACCUGUAGUCCUACCCACUAUUGUUGAACCUGUAGUACUGCCCACUAUUGUUGAACCUGUAGUCCUACCCACUAUUGUUGAACCUGUAGUCCUACCGACUAUUGUUGAACCUGUAGUCCUACCCACUAUUGUUGAACCUGUAGUCCUACCGACUAUUAUUGAACCUGUAGUCCUACCAACUGUUGUUGAACCUGUAGUCCUACCGACUGUUGUUGAACCUGUAGUCCUACCUGCAAUCCAACCUACAACCAUGGAACCUGUUGCAGCCCCAAACCCCUCCUCUCUCCCUGCCCCUGUUGAGCCAGUCAUUUCCUCUGUUGUUGAAUCUGUAGUCUCGCCCUCGCUAGAACCUAUUAUUCUACCAAUCCCUUCCGUUGUUGAACCCAUUGUCCGGUCUCCCGCUAUUGAGCCUGUAGACUUACCUUCACCGAUAGAACCCCCAUUUUCACAUAUGACUCUACCUUCACCUCCACCCCCUACAGAAGCGGUUGACCUCCCAACACCCCCUACACCGGUAGACCCUGUGUUUAUUGCUGUUUCUCCACCCACUGCUCAACCCCUUCCUCCCCCACCUGCUGAGCCUAUGGCUCCACCCCCUGCUACCCGAGUAGCAGCACCUCUACCAGAGCCUGACAUGGAGCCUAUGGUGCUCCCUCCCUCAUGUCACUCUAUGGCGGUCGCCACCCUGCCUACUGAAUCCCCCAUAGGUGAGACCCAGGUUCCCCCUCCACCAACAGAGUCUAUGGUCCCCUCCCCAAGUGUAGAGUCCGUGAUCACUUUCCCAGUACCCCCAAUCAUCGAGGAAGUGGCCCUUGUAGUGAUCCCAUCCCAGCCCGCAAUAGUGGACGAAGAGGAGCUGAGAAGAUCAAUCCAAGAGAAGCUGGUGAAAGGCUUUGAGAAAGAGAUGAGCCAGAGGCAACUGGAGCUUCGCCAACAACUGGAGGAGGUGCAGGCCCAGGCCAGAGCUAAGGCUCAGCUGGCAGCCCAACUCCAGAUCCAGGAGCAGGUCAAGAAGACUCUGGAGCUGGAGCAGGCAGCCCAGAGAGAGACCAUGAAGGAGGCCAUCAUGAAGGAACGCAUGAAAACAGAGGAUGAAAGGCUCAUGGCCCAGCUCUACUGGAUGGAACUAAAGGCCCAUAAACUAGACGAGAAAGAAAAGGAGCUGAAAAAGCAGGACAUUCUCUUCAGGGAACAUGUUGCCAAGCUUGAAGAGAAGAAUUCCCAGUUCUACAAAGUCACCACUGAAAACUUCCAGCAAGGCUCAGCUGACACUCACAGCCGUUUUGCACGUGUUAAUAUUCAGCCAGUUUGCAGUGACCUGCAAAGUCAGAUCCUCAAGUGCUACAGGGAGAACACAGGACAGACCCUCUCCUGCUCCAGCAUCGCAUCUGCUUACAUGCAGUGUGUGGACAACGCCAAGCAGACUAAGUUAAGCACUGGAGGGUAAUCUCAGGGCCAUGUGUCAGGAGAGCCUUAUCAAUUCACCAAUGGCAUUACUGUUAGACCAAAGGGUAGGAGAACGGCGACAUUAUCCACAUUCACCAAAGUCAAUUUGAACAGCCCAGAGACAGGGCUCUGCAGUGGGAGACUGAAGCCUGCCUCUUGAGAGAAAUUGAGGUAAAAUGGCAGAAUUGGCUACCACACUACAACAUCAUGUGGAACAUGUUCUCUACUGUAGACUCAUGUUUCUUGUACGGGCCAGAACACACAAAUCCAAUGGAAAAUUAAGUGAUUCUGUUAUCAUGUUCAACAGUACAGUUUAAAAUGUACUUUUUUUGCAUUGUUUAAUGAAUGGUGACGACUUGUGCCUUAAUUGUCAUGAUACAACUUUAAUUUCCCAUUUUAAGAUACAGUAAUAUGUCCCAGAAAUGCAUAUAUUUGUGUAUUGUUACAUAAAGUUUGGUAUGAACUAAUGUAAACCAACUUGGUCAGCACUGAUCGAAUAUGAAAGAAAUUAGGCAUUGUCUGGUAUUUGAUCUUUGUUUCCUUUGGGAGAAGAGGAAUAAAAUUGUCUAAAUAAACUACUGUAAAACCUGA